Messenger RNA from Mycena indigotica, 2013 nucleotides. RefSeq lists its product as uncharacterized. Lineage: Eukaryota; Fungi; Basidiomycota; Agaricomycetes; Agaricales; Mycenaceae. Bases 1 to 2013 code for a protein of 670 amino acids. The transcript has 5 exons. The record is from RefSeq and is a predicted model, not a curated record.
AUGGCCCCUCACCGUUGCCCUUACUGCAAGCGCCUGCUGAAAAGCUUCUCUGGUGUAGCCCACCAUGUUGCGCUGUCCGCAGAAUGUCGUAAGGCUGAGGCGGCAAAGAUUCGCGGCCGCCGUCAGCGGGUUGCUGAGCCCGUAAUGGCGGUGGACGAGACAGAAGAUGGUCUGACUCCACCCAUGCCGCCAAACCUCGAUAACCCGGCCGAUAUGGCUGACCACUUCCCACUUCCCCUUCGCAGUCCUACCCCCAUUCCUGCCCAGCCCAUCCCACGACCCCAGCAUGCCUCCGUCGAAGAGGUCAUGGAUCAAGAUGACCCCGAGAACCUCAAACUGGUGUCGCGGGCCAGCCCGCUGCGACAGGAACAAACAGCGUUUGAGCGUCUUCGAGAUAAGCUCAAGCACCGAGGAGAGUCCAAGUAUUCCCCGUUUGUAGACGAUGAAGAAUGGGAGCUGGCGGAGUGGUUGACGCGGCGAGUAAACCAGACAGCGACAGACGAAUUCAUGAAUCUAAAGAGUACACAGAAACAGAAGUUUUCCUUCCACAACAACCGCUCCUUCUUGCAGAAGGUCGACAGUCUUCCCACCGGCCCCGACUGGACUUGUCAUGUUGUUACUAUUACGGGUGACCGUGUCGACGAGAAUGGCGAGAAGAUGAAAGAGGAGGCAGAGCUGUGGAUUCGGAAUCCAGUGGACUGUAUUCGCGAGAUUAUUGGCAAUCCAGCACUCAAAAAUCACACGGCAUACGCACCAGAAAGAGUCUAUUCGACCAACCCAGCCAGCGAGGAUGAUCGUGUUAUUGAUGAAUCGUGGACGGCUGACGAAUGGUAUAAUCUUCAGGUUUCGUUUGCCGGCUUGCGUCGCUUUAAGAAGGGAAUCUCUGGCGUGUCGCAGUGGAUGGGGAAGGAAUACAAGGAGAUGGAGCGAGUGCUAGUGGGAGUUAUGACCGGAGCUGUCGAGGCUCCGGUUCUCACAGUCGUCAAAUCGCUUGUCGACUUCAUCUACUAUGCCUCACUCCAAUCUCACACCAAACGGACUCUUGAUGCUCUCCAGCAUGCCCUCGACAUAUUCCAUUCUCACAAGCAAGUCAUCAUUGACCACGGCAUUCGCGACCACUUCAAUAUCCCAAAAAUUCACUCGAUGCAGCAUUACGUGGAAGCUAUUCGUCGGCUAGGAAGCUGCGACGGCUUCAAUACUGAAUCUCCUGAACGACUUCACAUUGAUUUCGCAAAAAAUGCAUACAACGCAUCAAAUGGAAAGGACUACACGGAGCAGAUGACUGUGUGGCUUCAGCGUCGAGAGGCCAUUGCCCUCCGCUCACGUUUCAUCCUCUGGUAUGACUCCCACGAAUUACCGCCCCAGGCUGCCAGUUCAAAAGCCCCUCUUCCGACGGCUGACAGUAUCGAUGAAGACGCUCGACUUACCAGCAAUGAACCUGAGAUGGUUGGGCAAAUCACAUCUGGCUCUCGUCCAACCACCACCUAUGCCAUCGCCAAGUCCCCUCCAGCCCCACAUCGUACAGUCGCUAGACUCGAGGCAGAAUAUGGUAUAUCCGACUUCGUUGCUGUCUUGACCGCCUUCCUGCGUCAAAACUUCCUUUCCCUUCCUCUCCUACCCAGCUCUUUCGACUUCUACGAUAUCUUUCACCAGAUCAAGAUCUCCCUCCCACGUAAUCGCUAUCUGAGUCCCAAGCAACGUGCUCUACGAAUUCGUGCAGUACCAGCCGCACCCAAUGUUGGCAGGAAGGAGGGUGCUCCUGCAUCCUUUGAUACCGCUCUUGUCAUUGCCAACCCCGCCCGAAUAUCGUCCAUCCUCGGGUCUCGCAGGGCUUCAGCCGGCGCGAAUACGUCUCAUAUUUCGUCUUCCCCCACAUCUCGGCACAUACUCCCACCCGCUCGCAUUCAUCGAAUGGUACACGCCUCUCAAUGGGCCCGACCCUGUCUCGGGCAUGUACACGACUCGUCUAUCGACACAGAACCACCUCCCGAACACCGCAGUUAUCUCCGUUGA